AUGCUUGAGUAUAUAUGGGACACUGGUAGCCAUCAACCGGUACACUCUCAGUCGCUCCGACUCGGGAACCAGGGCAUCAGCGGAGAUAAGGCUUUACUUCGUCCUCUUAGGCUAACUCGCUUUGGGCUUUGGUUCAGGAUGGAAACCUCUUCGAUUUUUCGGAGCCGACGAUGCUCCAUCAUGCGCAACUGCAAAAGCGGUCUCUCCCUUUGGCUGGUGGUGUGGCUGGUCCUCGGCAAGCCAAGUCCGGCAUCGGCGUGCCCGCACCUGUGCGUGUGCUACCCGACGCCCAUGACUGUGAGCUGCCAGGCGCAGAACUUCACCGCCGUCCCGGUCGGAGUACCCUAUGAGUCGCAGCGCGUGUUUCUCCAGAACAACCGGAUCACGGAGCUUAGAGUUGGCUCUUUUGGCUUUGGGACUCAGGUUCUGUGGCUGUUCUCCAACAACAUCACGUGGAUUGAGGCAGGGGCCUUCAGUGAGCUGAGGGACUUGGAGGAGUUGGACCUGGGGGACAACCCCAAUCUCCACAGGCUGGAGGGGGGAGCUUUCCGCGGCCUAGAGAAGCUCCAGAGCCUCCACAUGCACCGCUGCCGGCUCACUGCCCUGCCCCAUGACAUCUUCCACAAGCUUUACAGCCUGCAGUUCCUCUACCUGCAGGAGAAUAAUCUCCACUUCCUGCAGGAUGACAUCUUUUCUGACCUCAUCAACCUGAGCCAGCUUUUCCUGCAUGGCAACCGUAUCCGCACCCUCUCAGAGAACGUGUUCCGCGGCUUGGUCAACCUCGACCGCCUUCUCCUCCAUGACAACCGCAUCAGACAGGUGAACCGUCGCGCCUUCCGCGACCUUGGCCGCCUGACCAUGCUCUUCCUCUUCAACAACUCCCUGGCUGAGCUGCCCAGCCAGACCCUGAGGGACACGCAAGGCAUCGAGUUCCUCCGCCUCAACGCCAACCCCUGGUCCUGCGGCUGUGAGGCCCGCGCCCUGUGGGAGUGGUUCCGCGAGGCCCGUGUAUCUUCAUCCGAGGUAAUCUGCGCCUCCCCUUCCACCCGCCGUGGCCAGGACCUCCGCUUCCUUCGUGAGAUGGACUUCGCCCUCUGCCCCCUGCCAGACCCCGGCUCCAUCGCCGGCUCCACCACCACCACCUUCAGCACCAAAACCCGCUGGUGGUUCCACAAGAACAAGCCCCAGUCGUCCACAAAAGGCGUCUUUGAGAAAUCUUCGGAGACUGUCAAGGCUGGUUUGUACGGGAAAGGCCCUUCCACAAGCACCUCAGUAGUCAAGUAUGAGAUGGGGGAGGAAGAGCUGGCGCUGCCCAAACUUGACCCAGAAGAGUACUGGGCAAACUACGGCAACGAGGACUCAGGUGUCACUGUGCGAUGCUUCGAGCUCGAAUGUCCACCUGAGUUCGACCUGCCUCCAUCUUCUUCUUCUCCCUCAUGCUCCUCGCCCUCUUUCCUCUCACUACUGGCCCUUUCUGUUUUCAGCCUCUGCCUCAACCUCCACCUGCUAUUCGGCUGA
Molecule: messenger RNA, 1518 nt
Organism: Micropterus dolomieu (smallmouth bass)
Lineage: Eukaryota; Metazoa; Chordata; Actinopteri; Centrarchiformes; Centrarchidae
Gene: rtn4rl2a
Product: reticulon 4 receptor-like 2 a
Cellular component (GO): plasma membrane
Molecular function (GO): protein binding
Source: RefSeq, a predicted model, not a curated record